AUGUCCGAACAAAGUACACAGCUAAACAAAUUCCUUGAAUUGCGAAGUAUCUAUAAAUACCACAUUGAUUUAUAUAUUGCAUUGUAUCAACUUAAAACUGAAAAAGAAGAAGAAUUAAAAACAAUUUACCAAAUGAUCAAAACAGAAUUGAUUGAUUCAAUGAAAUAUCUUCCCACAAAUGUAAUAAAAGAUAUUUUAAAUAUUAUUCCAUAUAAUAAUCGCUAUGCAAAGUCAUAUUUAUCUCUUGCCAAACUCAUAUUUGAUGAAUAUCAUGUCAAAGAGGUCAAUAAUGUCAUAAGUAUUUCACACAACCUAUUUUUCGAAGAAUAUGGAAUUUUAUUAGACAGUUUUUUUGAUUUCAAAAAAUUUAACUCAAAAAAUCUCGAAAUUCAUACAGAAAAUACAAUUUACAGAGCAAUUAUGAAUAAUGACUUAGAACGAUUCAUCAUUUUCACAGAAACAGAAGAGUUUUAUGAAAAACAAAAACUUAAAAGCGAAUUAUAUCCAUAUUCUAUUAAAGGAUAUUCAUUACUUGAAUUAUGCUGUUACCACGGUUCUGUUGAUUGCUUCAAGUUAUUAAGAACGAAAUUUAACUCAGAAAUCACUCAAAAAUGUCUAGAAUUAUCAUUUUUAGGAAGAAAUGCAGAGAUCAUGAGUGAAUGUUUGAAAUAUCAAAAACCAGAUAAAGAAUGCAUGGAAUAUGCAAUCAUUUCACACAAUAUUGAUUUUGUUACAUUCUUGAUGAAUGAGUACAAUAUAGAGAUCAGUUUAGAUUAUUGUGCAAAGUAUAAUAAUCUUGAAGCAUUUUUAGUUUAUUUCGAUCAAACUAAUGAUAUUAAUCAAUGCUUUGUUUAUUCAGUGAUGUUUAAUAUUCCAUCCCUUUUCGAUCAUUUCCUUUCACUUGAUGCAAAUAUUAAUGAGAAAAAUAAAAAUGGAGAAACCGUUCUUCAUAUCGCAGCUAAGACAAAUAGUAAAGAAACGGCCGAACAUCUUAUAUCGCAUGGUGCAAAUAUUAAUGAAAAAGAUAAAAAUGGAAAAACCGCUCUUCAUUAUGCAGCUAAGACAAAUAGUAAAGAAACGGCCGAACAUCUUAUAUCGCAUGGUGCAAAUAUUAAUGAAAAAGAUAAAAAUGGAAAAACCGCUCUUCAUUAUGCAGCAAUGGCAAAUAAUAAAGAAACGGCCGAACAUCUUAUAUCGCAUGGUGCAAAUAUUAAUGAAAAAGAUAAAUAUGGGAAAGCCACUCUUUAUUAUGCAGUAAUGGCAAAUAAUAAAAAAACGGCGGAACUUCUUAUAUCGCAUGGUGCAAAUAUUAAUGAAAAAGAUAAAUAUGGGAAAGCCACUCUUCAUUAUGCAGUAAUGGCAAAUAAUAAAAAAACGGCGGAACUUCUUAUAUCGCAUGGUGCAAAUAUUAAUGAAAAAGAUAAAUAUGGAGAAACCGCACUUCAUAUGGCAGCAAAGGAUAAUUGUAAAAAAACGGCGGAACUUCUUAUAUCGCAUGGUGCAAAUAUUAAUGAAAAAGAUAAAUAUGGAGAAACCGCACUUCAUAUGGCAGCAAAGGAUAAUUGUAAAAAAACGGCCGAACUUCUUAUUUCACAUGGUGCAAAUAUUAAUGAAAAAAAUGAAGAUGGAGAUACCGCUCUUCAAAUCGCAGUUAGGAGAAAUAGUAAAGAAACAGCCAAACUUCUGAUUUCACACGGUGCAAAAAAUGAUGUUACUACAUAA
Messenger RNA from Trichomonas vaginalis G3, 1722 nucleotides. Its product is annotated as ankyrin repeat and SOCS box-containing protein 4 family. Gene Ontology annotation, molecular function: protein binding. The transcript has a single exon. NCBI's taxonomy places the organism in Eukaryota, Parabasalia, Trichomonadida, Trichomonadidae. The record is from RefSeq and is a predicted model, not a curated record. The coding region runs from base 1 to 1722 and encodes 573 amino acids.